Colius striatus (speckled mousebird) is the source of this 2935-nucleotide messenger RNA. Its product is annotated as protein CASC3-like. Bases 32 to 2056 code for a protein of 674 amino acids. The record is from RefSeq and is a predicted model, not a curated record. Gene Ontology annotation, biological process: mRNA processing. Gene Ontology annotation, molecular function: mRNA binding. Lineage: Eukaryota; Metazoa; Chordata; Aves; Coliiformes; Coliidae. The transcript has 12 exons. Gene Ontology annotation, cellular component: exon-exon junction complex.
GCGCUGCUGCCGGUCCCUGCGGUUGCCCAAGAUGGCGGACCGGCGGCGGCAGCGCGCAUCGCAGGACAGCGAGGACGACUCGUAUUCGGCUGCCUCUGGCAGCGCUGACUCGACCACCAGCGCCGCCCGGUCCCGUUCGGGAUCCGGUUCUCCACGCCGCGCCGCCGGGGCCCUCAGCGCGGGGCCGCGGGGCCGCGAGGCCGAGAGCGUUGCGGGAGGCGGGCCCAAGAGCGUACUCGAGUCCGAGUGUGAAAGUGAGGAUGGUAUUGAAGGAGAUGCUGUGCUCUCCGAUUACGAAAGUGCAGAAGACUCAGAGGCGGAAGAAGAGGAUUACAGCGAGGAAGAAAGUGCCAAAGUGGAACUGAAGCAGGACAGUAAUGAUUCCUAUGAGUCAGCAGCAAAAGCAGAGGAAGGGAAUGAGAAACCUGACUCCAAAGGUGCUGUGACUGGGGAGAGGCAAAGCGGGGACGGGCAGGAGAGCACUGAAGCUGUUGAGAAUAAAGUUGGGAAAAAAGUUCCCAAGCACCUGGACGAUGAUGAGGACCGGAAGAACCCAGCCUACAUCCCACGCAAAGGGCUCUUCUUUGAGCACGACCUCCGAGGGCAGAUGCAGGAGGAGGAGGUCAGGCCAAAGAGCCGCCAGCGGAAGCUGUGGAAGGAUGAGGGCCGCUGGGAGCAUGACAAGUUCCGGGAGGAUGAGCAGGCCCCCAAGACCAGGCAGGAGCUGAUCGCCCUUUACGGCUAUGACAUCAGGUCAGCUCACAACCCUGAUGACAUCAAACCCAGGAGGAUGCACAAGCCAAGAUUUGGGAGUCCUCCUCAGCAAGACCUAAACUCGUCCAACGAGAAGCCAAGCAAACCUCCACGGCACCAAGGUGCUGACAGCGCUUUGGCUUCCCCACAAACCUUCAACAGGAGCUCUGCAGGCAUGGGCAGGAUGCCCACUCCCAGGAACUACCCAAGGAUGGGAGGCUACAAAGAGACCCGCCCAGGCUACCGAGCAUCAGAAGCAAGUGUCCAGCAUCUCUCUCGAAAGGGUGAGCCAAUGAAACAGGAGAGUGGCUACCGAGCCAAGCGAGGCGAGCAAAGCCCACAGAGGGACAAGUCACCUGAGGUGGAACGUGUCCACAGCAGCCCCGGGAAGGAAGAGGUUGCUUUGGAAACCCAACCCACAGCUGCUGAUGCUGGGCAGCCACCACCAGACAGACCCAUUGAAAAGAAGUCUUAUUCCCGGGCAAGAAGGACCAGAAUUAAAGCUGGGGAUGCUGGGAAGCUGCCAGAUGAAGCACCUUCUUCAGAAGGGCUGACUCCUGUGCCCUCAAAACCCAUACAAGCCAAGACGUCUCUCCCAUCAGCCAAGAGCAGUAACUGGGAGUCACCAGUAGAACCCAUCUUGGAUGGACUGGAGCAGGAGAUGACCCAAGUGAACCUGACGGAGCAGAACUGGGCACCAAGGCAGUCGCAGUUCAUACAGCCCCGGGAGCUAAGGGGUUUUCCUAACCACAUACACGUGGGAACUGGGCCACCACCUCAGUUUAACAGGAUGGAGGAAAUGGCAGUGCAAGGGGGCCGUGUGAAACGCUACUCGUCGCAGCGGCAGAGACCACCAGUGCCGGAGCCUGCUCCUCCCAUGCACAUCAGCAUCAUGGAAGGGCACUACUAUGACCCAUUACAAUUCCAGGGACCAAUCUACACCCACAGUGAGAACCCAGCCCCGCUGCCACCCCAAGGGAUGAUUGUGCAGCCAGAAAUGCAUCUCCCUCAUCCAGCUUUACAUCCCCACCAGACACCAGCCCCUAUGACAAACCCUGGCCUCUACCCUCCACCAGUCUCCGUGCCCCCAGGCCAGCCCCCGCCACAGCAGCUGCUCCCACCAACUUACUUCUCCCCUCCUGGAGUCAUGAAUUUUGGGAAUCCUGGCUACCCCUAUGCCCCAGGAGCACUCCCCCCUCCACCUCUUCCUCAUCUGUAUUCCAACACACAGGGAAGCAGCUUACUGGGAGCCUGUGAGCUGUUACAUCCCCUCCAGCUCUGUCCUAAGCCAAGGACACCUUAAAAAUUGCUUUGGAAGUGCUUCGUGUUUGAGAUGGAGGCAGGAAGCUGGAAACUGGCAAGUGCUGUUCUUUGGCACCAGCUGAGAGAUCCCCCAGCAUGGGGAUGGCUUUACUUGCUCCACGUCUGGCCUCGGAUCUGCAGAAGCUGCUGUGCAGCAAGGAGAUAGCUCUCUCUCUCUAGCUCUGAUGAGGCAGCUCUCUGCGGGUGCUGUGGUAGGACCCGCGGCUGCGGUGGUCAUCAUGCAGCGGCACACGGCUGACACGCAGUGGCGAGUGAGAGAUGUGCACCCUGUAAACUCUCUGACCUUCCUUGCUCCCCCCUGCCCCAUCAUGGAAUCUGCCUGUUUUGGGGGCAAAUCUCAAGCUGGGAGGGAUCUUGGUGUGAAGGGGAACAGUUAACUGCCAUGUCUGUAUAGACAAACAGUCUCUGCUGUUGUUGCAAAGCACAGACAUGAUCUGGCAGUUGGGAAGCUCUGUGGGGGGAAGGGGAAACCCAUCUGCUGCAAACAGGCUAUACCUGCCCACCCUGCCAAGAGUGGGGAGACCCUGGUAAGGGGUCGGGGAAGCUCCUGGGAGCUGUGAGUGCUUGCUGUUUGCUAUAGCUUUGGGGAGCAUGGCACAAAUCGACCCCCAUCCCCUUUCAGUGCUGGGUGGGGGCAUUUUUCACAGCCCAGGGCAAUGCUGUAAAGGCUGUCUGGGACAUGGGGUGCUCUCACAGAGGGUGCAGCUUUCUUGCUCCCCCCAAAUGCAAAGAGCACUGACCCUUCUGCUCUCUCUGGGGAGCACAGGCCCAGUCCCAGGUGUACGGAGGGGUCACGUACUACAACACUGUCCAGCAGCAAGUGCAGCCCAAGCCUUCUCCACCUCGAAGGAUAUCCCAG